Molecule: messenger RNA, 2512 nt
Organism: Cygnus olor (mute swan)
Lineage: Eukaryota; Metazoa; Chordata; Aves; Anseriformes; Anatidae
Gene: ABHD17B
Product: abhydrolase domain containing 17B, depalmitoylase
Exons: 5
Coding region: 342-1208 (288 amino acids)
Biological process (GO): protein depalmitoylation
Cellular component (GO): plasma membrane; endosome membrane
Molecular function (GO): palmitoyl-(protein) hydrolase activity
Source: RefSeq, a predicted model, not a curated record
CCGCCCACCGCCCCCUCAGUGGUGCAGCCGCUCGGCGGGGAGGCGGCGGCGCCGCUCCCUUAGGCCGCGACGGCACCGGGGCAGGGGCUGCUGACAGACGGACGGACGGACGGACGGACAGACCGACCGACCGACCGACCGACCGACGGUUGAGCCAGCCGCCGAGCCGUUACUCAGCACAACCGACGACUCCUCCCCCCCCCCCCCUCCUCCCGGCGGCGGUUGGGGGCCGCCGGACGGGGGCUGAGGGCCCGCCGCAGAGGGAGGAGGACAGGAAUAAUUGCUUAUAUGAAAGAACUACGUUUGUGUUAUCCUAGGAAUCACAAUAUAAAUACUAGAAGAUGAAUAAUCUUUCCUUUAGUGAACUGUGUUGCCUCUUCUGUUGUCCGCCAUGCCCAGGGAAAAUCGCUUCCAAACUGGCAUUCUUACCUCCUGAUCCCACGUACACACUGAUGUGUGAUGAAAGUGGUAGUCGCUGGACUUUGCAUCUCUCAGAGCGAGCAGACUGGCAAUAUUCUUCAAGAGAAAAAGAUGCCAUUGAGUGUUUCAUGACUAGAACAAGUAAGGGUAACAGGAUUGCCUGCAUGUUUGUGCGUUGCUCGCCUAACGCCAAGUAUACUUUGCUCUUCUCGCAUGGAAAUGCCGUUGACUUAGGUCAGAUGAGCAGCUUUUACAUAGGACUGGGUUCACGGAUUAAUUGCAACAUAUUUUCAUAUGAUUAUUCUGGAUAUGGUGCAAGUUCUGGGAAGCCAACGGAGAAGAAUCUGUAUGCUGACAUUGAUGCUGCUUGGGUGGCUCUUAGGACAAGGUAUGGAAUCCGCCCUGAAAAUGUGAUUAUAUAUGGCCAAAGUAUAGGAACAGUACCAUCUGUGGAUCUUGCUGCUAGGUAUGAAAGUGCUGCUGUAAUUCUUCAUUCUCCACUGACCUCAGGAAUGCGAGUAGCUUUUCCUGAUACAAAGAAGACAUAUUGCUUUGAUGCAUUCCCAAACAUUGACAAAAUUUCUAAAAUAACAUCUCCUGUGUUAAUUAUCCAUGGGACUGAAGAUGAAGUAAUUGACUUUUCACAUGGCCUAGCAUUAUUUGAACGUUGCCAGAGACCUGUAGAACCACUGUGGGUAGAAGGAGCGGGCCAUAACGAUGUGGAACUCUAUGGACAGUACCUUGAAAGAUUAAAACAGUUUGUGUCACAGGAACUGGUGAACUUGUAAUUUUCUUUGUAUAUUUACAUGCUUUUUAAUUUCACUGCAGAACUGCACGCCUUGAUACAUACAUAACAUAAAACCUGAAGGUUGUGUUUUCAAAUCAUGUUGGUUGCCUUCAUUAAAUGUACAGGUAAUGAUUUGUCAACAUAAUUAAUGAAGGUUUUAAUGCCAGUAUUAUAAACUGGAAUUACACGAUCAUGCAGUCAAGCUUGGCAGUUCAUACUACUUUGUGUGAGGUUUUUCUUUUUAGAUGUCCAAAAAAAUCACAAGGAGUACUGUAUGAAAUUUUAAUUAUAUAAAAUCAAGUGCUGUAAAAGUGUUGCCGAAUGCUUUAGCAUAUAAAAAAUAAGUUUAUAAAUAUUUUUUAAACAUCUCAAAAUGUACUGUGACUUAUUCUAUUGCACAGGUGUAAAUUAAAAACCAGACUUCUAAGCAGUUGUCCUGUAAAAAUGCAAUAGCCAUGAAAUUUGAGCAAUUACUCAUGUAUGUAAUAAGAACAAACAGUCACUGGAAAGAACCUGUGCCCUGUUAUAGAGGGAGGGGAUCAAAAUAGAUCUCUUUGCAUAUAUUUCAUAUCUUUUGUGGUUAGUUAAACUUUAGUUGUUCUGUUUUCUUUGUGUGCUUUUUUUUAACCUGAAAAGGACAAAUUUGCCCAUGCAUCUUCUCAGCAGUCCUAAUCUUGCCAACAUAAUAUCAUAAGUUACCAUUGUAACAACAUAAAUAUCAUUCACGUGAUUGCUACUGAGGCCACUAAGUACUACUUUGAAACCAUUAAGGCUUUUAGAACCUAGAAAGCUUUGUGGGCAAUGUAGUUUUAAACAUUGAUUGGUUAGAGAUGCAAUAUUUCAAUAGAAAGAACCUGGAAGUUUAUCCAACUUUUUAAUAAACAAUUUGCAAGUUUGCAAUAGUCCGUUCAGACUUACUUUUGGAUGUUUAGUGUAAAGUUAUUUUUUUUCUUUGAGUAUUGUAUGGAAAUCUUACUAAUUGCUCCUGGACAGGAUGGGAGGUGGGACAAAAAGAGAAUGUUGACAUUUUUCUAUUAAUUCAUAGUAAAAUAAACUUUGUAAGUUGCCUUUCCCUUGAAUGCAUUUUGCUUGAAUAAAACUAUGAAAAAAUAAUGACAUGUAGCAUAUUUGUAAACAAAGUAAUAUUCUUACAAUACACACUGUGCUUCUAAUUUUAAGGCCUUAUGUAGUUUAAUUGUUCUACUUGUUUUGUGAUUGAGACUAUUGUAUAAUUAAAUGUAGCAUCAAGUAUUGUGAAAACUUUGGUUCGGUUAUGUUGAUUAACAGUAAACAAUAUUCCACACA